AUGGGACUAGGCCGGCUGCGCGCGUGGCGCAACUCCGGCGUGAGCGGGCAGUACUUUCUGAAGGCCACGACGACGGACGGCGCGUGCGCCUCCGACGCCUUCGCCGUCGUCCCCGGCGAGGAGGGGACAGCGUCGGCCGUGGAGGCGAGCGGCGGCGUCGGCGCCGCAGGGCGGUGCGCCGCGCAGGUGGUCGACCGGCCGUUUGGCGCCUGGCUGCGCCAGCCGAGCUUGCACCAGCCGGCGGUGACGUACCAGUUUGCGACGUCGCUGCCGACCCGCUGGUCGCGCGUGAGCGUGUCGUCGAUCUGGUCGUGGAACCGCCAGAAGCAGUCGCGGGUGGGGGUGCAGCUGCCGCAGGGCGGGUACUCGCCGCUGGCCUCGCCCUUUCUGCUCGUCGGCCUCGGCCUCACAAACGACUACGUCGAGCAGCUAAUGGUCGGGAUGCCGGCGGGUCGGCUGCGGCGGUUCGAGCAGGCGGUGCUGCCAAACUCGCAGCUGACCGUCAUUCCCCACCCGCUCGACGCGCCGCACGGGUGGGAGAUGCAGCUGUACCUCGAGCCGCGCCAGCAGCUGGCGGUGGCGCUCGUGUGCAGCGCGCUGCUCCUGCUGCUCGGCGCCGUCAUCGCGGUGCUCGAGGUGGUCGAGCGGGUGCACGAUUUUCGUGAGAACAAGGCGCUGAGGCCGGCGCUCCCUCUCUAG
Messenger RNA from Emiliania huxleyi CCMP1516, 699 nucleotides. RefSeq lists its product as hypothetical. Lineage: Eukaryota; Haptophyta; Isochrysidales; Noelaerhabdaceae. The transcript is spliced from 2 exons. Bases 1 to 699 code for a protein of 232 amino acids. Gene Ontology annotation, cellular component: plasma membrane. The record is from RefSeq and is a predicted model, not a curated record.